Messenger RNA from Phanerochaete carnosa HHB-10118-sp, 1817 nucleotides. RefSeq lists its product as uncharacterized. NCBI's taxonomy places the organism in Eukaryota, Fungi, Basidiomycota, Agaricomycetes, Polyporales, Phanerochaetaceae. The coding region runs from base 23 to 1657 and encodes 544 amino acids. Gene Ontology annotation, molecular function: iron ion binding; oxidoreductase activity, acting on paired donors, with incorporation or reduction of molecular oxygen; heme binding. The record is from RefSeq and is a predicted model, not a curated record. The transcript is spliced from 8 exons.
UACUCAACAACCAACGAUCGCCAUGGACUACCUGCUCAUCGUGUACGCCAUUGGCGCCCUCGCCGCGCUUGGCCUCUACAAACUCUUAUCGUUCAUAUGGAGUACAAGCACAUCGCCCCUCCGACACCUCCUUGGCCCACCAAACGAGAGCUUGCUUUGGGGAAAUAUGUUGACGAUACAGAAGGAAGACGACGCAGUGUGCCAGGACCGAUGGGUCCAGCAGUAUGGGCAUACGAUCGCCUACUAUGGUGUCUUCAGCGUGAGGCGCCUCUGGACAAUGGACACCCGUGCGCUGAACCACAUUAUGACGCACCAUACCAUCUACCAGCGUCCGUUGCCCGCCAGGUAUGGGCUGUCGCGCGUCGUCGGUCCCGGCGUACUCGUGACCGAAGGCGAGCAGCAUAAACACCAGCGCCGCGUGAUGAACCCCGCCUUUGGUCCCGCACAGGUCCGCGAUCUGACUGAGAUCUUCACAGACAAGUCGAACCAGCUGCGAGAUUGCUGGCUUGGGGAGAUAUCCAAGAACGGCGGCGCGUCUGCGCAGGUCAAUGCGCUCUCGUGGCUCGGCCACGCGACGCUGGACAUAAUCGGCCGCGCGGGCUUUGGGUACGACUUCGACGCGCUCAACCCGACAGGGGAGACUAACGAGCUGAGCGAGGCGUUCUCAACGAUCUUCACGGAACCCGAGCGAAAUCAGCGUUUCUUCGCAUUUCUGCAGUGGACUAUCCCUCUACUACGGCUUAUCAAAACAGAGAACGACCACAGGGCAGAACAGUCGCAGGCGACCAUGCGCCGGAUUGGUAUGCAGCUCAUCCGGGAGAAGAAGGCGGCAAUCAUGGCAGAGACCCUCGAGAAGGGCCGGGGCGUUGAACGCAAGGAUAUUAGAGAGCGCGACCUGCUCACGCUUCUCAUUCGCGCAAACAUGGCGACGGACAUCCCCGAGGACCAGCGACUGACCGACGACGAGGUCCUUGCGCAGGUGCCGACGUUCAUUGUCGCUGGCCACGAGACGACGAGCACGGCGGUGACAUGGGCGCUGUUCUCGCUUACCCAGCGGCCCGAUGUGCAGCGCAAGCUGCGCGACGAGUUGCUGCAGGUGGCCACGGACAGUCCGACGAUGGACGAGUUGAAUGCGCUGCCGUACCUGGACGCAGUUGUGCGCGAGACGAUGCGACAUCACUCGCCGGUAGCAUCGACGUCGCGCCAGGCGUUCGAGGACGACGUCAUCCCAGUGGACACGCCGUACACGGACAGGUACGGCCGGGUGCGCGAGCACAUCGAGAUCAAGAAGGGCGACCUCAUCUUCCUUCCCAUCCUGGCUCUGAACCGGCGCAAGGAGAUCUGGGGCGAGGAUGCGCAUGAAUUCAAGCCUGAGCGUUGGGAACGCAUCCCCGAGACGACAGCAAGUGUGCCUGGUGUGUGGGGCAAUCUGCUCACGUUCAUUGGCGGGCCGCGGGCGUGCAUCGGCUACCGGUUUUCUCUCGUUGAGACCAAGGCGCUGCUCUUCGCGCUUGUACGCGCUUUCGAGUUCGAGCUCGCCGUCCCGGUUGAGGAUAUCAAGAAGCGGAGCGGCAUCACGACGCGCCCCGUCAUCAUCGGGCUUGAUGGUAAGGCCAAAGGGUCGCUCCCGCUGAUUAUCCGGCCGUACAGAGCGUAGUGCACAGGAUUUGGGAUGCGGAAAACAGGCUAUCUGGGUGUAGCUAACGACAUUUAAUACCAGGCUCGUUACGAUAUUGAGAGUGCGACACAGGGAUUUUGUUGGUUAGAGGCGCAAAGUCAUAAUAAUGUAUUCGCGUGUAUCGGGCUGAGUUGACCCU